AUGGCACUGAACUUGACGCCGACGUGUCUCUACGCCUCUAUCGACACGAACUGCGCACUGGCGAUCAGCAGAUCGAUGACAGAAUAUCUGCUCGAGCUGCUGCUGAAGAUGAACUCCGAACUCAAUCCAGAUGAACCACUACCUGCGUUGUCAGAAGUCGAUCGAAUUCUUGCCACUGAUCACUCGGAUUCUUCCAACGCUCCUGUCAAGGAUGAGACUUCAUCAGCACUUGGACCACUACAAUAUUCUAAACAACCUGACUCACGGGCUUCGUUUUCACUAUUCCCUGGCCACACUACCGCCUCAACACCUGGUGUGAAGCGUUCAGCAAACCAUCUUGACACGAUGGCGGAGCCACCUUCAAAGAGACAGGCCACGGAAAUCGCGGUUUCAACUGCAAGUCAAGUCAACUCUCAGAUACCAGCUCAAGCUUCUACUCUAGGCACCUUGAUAUUCGGAAGCCUCAAACGACCUGCGGAAGCUGAUGGAAUUACUCCUCCGCCUCCGAAGAGACAAGAAACCUCGUCCAAGACUUCCACUUCCGUCUUCACACCAUCUCACAACCCUACUCAAGAAACAACCACGCCUCUUGUGCCUGAUCCUAUUGACUCUCCUCGGAUUGAGGACCCUAUCGCUACCAUGUUUGGUCGAUCUUCACCUGCGCUUACGGAUAUGCCACAUCUUAGCCGCGGCUUAAGUGUGAGGCGUGACUCUGGUUCCAGAUCCCUUUAUCCUCCUAGAUCCAACAGAAACUCCGACCGGACAUCAGGUACUGGUACUGCAGAAACUCCGACUUCGCAGACAAUUCCUGCAUCCAGACAGCCUGUCACGCCAGGACAACAAUUUGUCAAAACAAACUUGAGCAAGAUAUCAAGGAUCUUGAGGCACUUGCCGAGAAGGAAGGCUGGAAGAAGUGUUCAAAGUGUUUGA
Molecule: messenger RNA, 930 nt
Organism: Aureobasidium melanogenum CBS 110374
Lineage: Eukaryota; Fungi; Ascomycota; Dothideomycetes; Dothideales; Saccotheciaceae
Exons: 2
Coding region: 1-930 (309 amino acids)
Source: RefSeq, a predicted model, not a curated record